AUGAACCCAAAUAACAUUGAUGCAGAAAAGAAACUAUGGUUUUGCAGGGGCUGGAUUUUCGAGUGGCGAAUUGAGACAAUGCUGAGGAAGAGAACAAGGUCAGUUCAGAAAGAUCAAUACAAAAUGAAUCAGAUGAAUGUCCCUUGUUCUGGCUCUGAGCUCCACCCCAAAUGUAGCUCUAUUUUCAAAAGAUCUCACCUGUUUACUGGGUUGUCUUCUAAAGGUGUAGAUUCUGAUUCAGCCAAAAGUCCAACUUCUCCACUGGAUUUUUGGGUAUUAUCAAGUUUAGGUAAUCCUCUUAGAUCUCCUAGGUCAUCAUCCAAUGAGGGGCCUAGAAAGAACUGGGAUUCUAGUAAAGUAGGACUGAGCAUUAUAGAUUCUUUAAAUGAUGAUGAUAGUAAACUAUUUGGGAAAGUUCUUCGAUCAUCAGAUAGUAAGACCGCUCUCUUUGGACCUCGAAGUGUGACCAAAAAAUCGAAUUGUCCAUCACAGGCAAAUCUUAUCCAAGGGCCUAAAUCCUUACCUAAAAACUAUGCAAUUUUCCAGAUACCAAAAGCCAAAACUCCCAUUGAACAGGGAAACUCUGAUGUGAUUUUUGAAAUUGGAGAAACCCCGUUUGAAUGUGAGCCUUUUGGGAACUACUCUCGUUCUUUUGAUUCCUACAGGGCGUUUGCUCCUCAAUCUGGUUUUACUGGUCACAGCCUCAGUAGUAGUACUACUACUGAGAAUGUUGCUUCUCCUCGGUUAGCUGAAGAACCUCGAGUGUCAGAAAAAUAUCCAUUCACAAAACCGAGUUCGAUUUCAUUAGGCAUAUCCUGUGACAACGGAUCUAAGAGGCCUCUCUCAGCAAGUGAGAUUGAGCUGUCUGAAGAUUAUACAUGUGUAAUUUCACAUGGUCCAAACCCGAAAACUACUCACAUUUUUGGUGACUGCGUUUUAGAAUGUCACUCUAAUUAUUUGAGCUCGUCUUCUGAGAAUGAAAUGAAGGAAAUGGGAUUUCCUCAUCCUCUUACAAGCUUGAAUAUCUCCACUUCAUAUCCCUUAACUGACUUCUUAAGCUUCUGCUACUCCUGUCACAAGAAACUGGAAGAGGGAAAAGACAUCUACAUUUACAGGGGGGAGAAAGCCUUCUGUAGUCUAACAUGCCGGUCCCAGGAGAUACUGAUGGAUGAAGAACUCGAGAAAUCAAUCGACAAAACCUCCGAAAGUUCUCCCAAGUCCAGUGCUAACCAUGAUGAGGACCUUUUUGAAACCAGCAUUGGUGGCUUCGCAUAAGCACUCGUCCCCAGUGGCUGGUCGCCAUGCCCGUGGUUGAUGAACCUAUCAAAGGCAAUGAACACCCUUUUGGUCAUCUGUUUGAAAAGAGCUGUUUUUAUGUCCAUUGGUGGCAGCCAUGGAUGAUCAUUUUUGUAAAAUGAUGGUGUUUGCUUCCUUUGCUUCACCUCUCAUGGUCAUAGUGGAUGAUAAUCUUUGGUCCUUUUUUUUUCCUAAAAAAAAAAAAAAAACAUAAAAUUGACUGUGAAUGCCCUGUGAGCCUAUUUUUUGUGGCUCCUUUUUUUUCCCCUUUUUUUUCUGGCUUCAUUUAUGAUUAUGGCCAGAAAAUAAAAUGAUGCAUGGAUAUGAACCUCCAUCUUUGACUGAAUAGAAUGAGAGUUCAGUUCCAUAUUACAA
This is a messenger RNA of Benincasa hispida (wax gourd), 1671 nucleotides long. RefSeq names its product FCS-Like Zinc finger 10-like. The record is from RefSeq and is a predicted model, not a curated record. NCBI's taxonomy places the organism in Eukaryota, Viridiplantae, Streptophyta, Magnoliopsida, Cucurbitales, Cucurbitaceae.